Molecule: messenger RNA, 1548 nt
Organism: Brassica oleracea var. oleracea
Lineage: Eukaryota; Viridiplantae; Streptophyta; Magnoliopsida; Brassicales; Brassicaceae
Product: lecithin-cholesterol acyltransferase-like 1
Exons: 2
Coding region: 129-1457 (442 amino acids)
Biological process (GO): lipid metabolic process
Source: RefSeq, a predicted model, not a curated record
UCUGCUUAUCUUAAAGCCAUACGUUUCGCUUGGACACCACUUUGAUUACACUUUCCUAAAUUGAUGGAUAUUUUCUCCAGAUCUCCAGCUUUGCACAGACACAUGAGACUCUGUUUCUUAGAAAAAACAUGAACAAACCAUCUUCACUUCAUUUGUUACUCAUAGCGAUGCUCAUUACCGCGACAAUCACUUUGAUGAGUCAAGCUACAGGUAACGUCCACCCUCUUAUUCUAAUUCCAGGAAACGGAGGUAACCAGCUAGAGGCACGACUGGACCGAGACUACAAACCAAGCAGCAUCUGGUGUAGCAGCUGGUUAAACCCGGUCCGUAAGAAGAGUGAUGGAUGGUUCAGGCUAUGGUUUGAUGUAUCAGUGUUAUUGUCUCCCUUCACCAAAUGCUUCAACGAACGAAUGAUGUUGUACUAUGACGCCGAUUUAGAUGAUUACCAAAACGCCCCUGGUGUCCAGACCCGGGUUUCUCAUUUCGGUUCGACCAAAUCACUUCUUUACCUCGACCCUCGUCUCCGAGAUGCUACAUCUUACAUGUCACAUUUGGUGAACGCUCUAGGCAAAGGAUGUGGGUAUGUUAACGACCAAACCAUCCUUGGAGCUCCAUAUGAUUUCAGGUACGGCCUAGCCGGGUCGGGCCACUCGACCCGUGUAGCAUCACAAUAUCUACAAGACCUCAAACAGUUGGUAGAGAAAGCUAGCAGCGAGAACGAUGGAAAGCCAGUGAUACUCCUCUCCCAUAGCCUAGGAGGCCUUUUCGUCCUCCAUUUCCUGAACCGUAGCUCCCCUUCAUGGCGCCGCAAGUACAUCAAACACUUUGUUGCACUCGCUGCGCCGUGGGGCGGAACCGUUGAGCAGAUGAGGACGUUUGCUUCUGGAAACACACUCGGUGUCCCUUUUGUUAACCCUUUGUUGGUCAGGCCGCAACAGAGAAGGUCCGAGAGUAACCAGUGGCUACUUCCACAUUCCAAAGUGUUCCACGACAGAACUAAACCGCUUGUGGUUACUCCCCGGGUGAACUACACAGCUUAUGAGAUGGACAGGUUUCUUGCAGACAUUGGGUUCUCUGAAGGAGUUGUACCUUACAAGACAAGAGUGUUGCCUUUAACAGAGGAAAUGGUGACUCCGGGAGUGCCGGUGACUUGCAUAUAUGGGAAAGGAGUUGAUACGCCGGGGGUUUUGGUGUAUGGAGAAGGAGGGUUUGAUGAGCAACCAGAGAUUAAGUAUGGAGAUGGAGACGGCACGGUUAACUUGGCGAGCUUAGCAGCUUUGGAGUUGGUUCACGAAGUUGAGAGCUUGAAAACCGUAGAGAUUGAUGGAGUCUCGCAUACCUCUAUACUUAAAGAUGAGAUGGCACUUAAAGAGGUUGUGGAGCAGAUAAAGAUUAUUAAUUCUGGAUUAGCUAAGAGUAGACGAGGACAGUCAAUUAGUCAGGUUGAAAGUAAGUAGAACUAGUUUGUUUUCGUUAUAUACAUUAAAUGUUGUCUAAAGUGGUAAUGAUCUUCUCAUUCAACAACUGAAACAAAAUAUGUGACUGUGA